UUUGCAAAGUACGUCAAAUGGAAUAUAAUUAAACGAUAAACGAUAUUCAUUAAAUGAAAGUAUUAAAUGCAACAAAGUAGCUUUUAAAUUUUUAGAUACAUUCUUGAAGAAUCGAUGGCCGCGAGUACUUGUGUCCUGUUAGUUAUGCUCAUCUGGAUCCUUUCCGACGCGGUCCAGUCGGCGGAAUGGGAGGACAUCCAGUACGACCCGAACCAUCCCGGUAAGUGCACCAUCAACCCGGGACUCGUCCUGAAUCCGGGGGUCAGCAUCAAGGAUCCCACGCACGAGUGCCGCAAAAUCUUCUGCGGACUUAGCGGACGUGUCGUUUACCACAGCUGCGGAGUGAGCAUCCUGUCGCCUCCUUGCCGCUACGGUGGAUAUAUCAAUCUAGAUCUUCCCUAUCCGGACUGCUGCAGCAGAGCCCUACUUUGCAGAUAGGCAGGAUGAGUCGUGUUCAAUUGGAUAUAUUUUAUAUCUCUAACGAUAUCUGUGCAAAAUGUCCUUUGUGCCAGAAACGUUUAUUAUUUGUGGGUUUUUAUGGAGCUUAGUGGUUUGCACAGCAUUCGCUGAUUUUUCACUCAACAAAUUCACUACGUGGAUUCGAGUAACUUGGCUGCAACCGCAAAGUUGAGUGAAAGUAAAAAUUUUAGUUAAAAAAUGUGUUCAGUUUUAAAUUAGGUCAUAGUGCACAUUUCGAAAUUAAGAAAGCAGCUAACAAUGUUAUGAAUAAAUCAAUUUUAUCCACAAA
Molecule: messenger RNA, 748 nt
Organism: Drosophila yakuba
Lineage: Eukaryota; Metazoa; Arthropoda; Insecta; Diptera; Drosophilidae
Exons: 3
Coding region: 115-438 (107 amino acids)
Source: RefSeq, a predicted model, not a curated record